Molecule: messenger RNA, 1282 nt
Organism: Gadus macrocephalus (Pacific cod)
Lineage: Eukaryota; Metazoa; Chordata; Actinopteri; Gadiformes; Gadidae
Product: prostaglandin reductase 1-like
Exons: 9
Coding region: 102-1127 (341 amino acids)
Biological process (GO): prostaglandin metabolic process
Cellular component (GO): cytoplasm
Molecular function (GO): 15-oxoprostaglandin 13-reductase [NAD(P)+] activity; 2-alkenal reductase [NAD(P)H] activity
Source: RefSeq, a predicted model, not a curated record
CAGCAGAUCAGAGUUCCAAAUUCCAUUGCCCACCCUCUCAUGUCCAGCCGAACUUGAAUUCAUUCUAAAGGGUCCUUCUCCUCCAAAGCACACUCCUCUUUAUGGAAAACGUCAGCUGCUGUUCAAAAAAAAGAAAAAUGGUCCAAGCCAAAACGUGGACACUGACCAAGCACUUUGACGGCUUUCCCAAGAAGAGCGACUUUGAACUGAAGCUUGAGCAACUACCAGAGCCUAAAGAUGGAGAGGUAAUGCUGGAGGCUGUUUUUCUAAGUGUGGACCCAUACAUGAGGCCAUUCAGUAGAGUCCGCAUGAAUGAAGGCGAGGUCAUGAUUGGAGCUCAAGUGGCCAAGGUGAUUGAAAGCAAAAACGCAGCGUUUGCGGUGGGCAGCCAUGUGAUGGGUUACUGCGGCUGGAGGACCCACACCGUCUGCGCCGCAACCGGCCUGACUCCCGUCAUGGCGGACUGGCCUGAAGACGUCUCCCUGUCCCUGGCCUUGGGUGCCAUCGGUGCUUCGGGGCUGACGGCCCUGUACGGCCUGGAGGAGGUCCUGGGGCUCCAGGCCGGGGAGACCCUGCUGGUCAACGCGGCGUCCGGGGCGGUGGGCUCCGUGGUGGGGCAGAUCGCCAAGAUCAAGGGCUGCCGCGUGGUGGGCUCGGCCGGCUCUGACGCCAAGGUGGCCUUCCUCAAGGAGCUGGGCUUCGACCGGACCAUCAACUACAAGACCGUGGGCUCUCUGGACCAGGCUCUGAGGGAGGCGGCGCCGGAAGGAUACGACUGCUACUUUGAGAACGUGGGAGGGCCGUUCUCCAGUGUAGCUUUGCCACUGAUGAAUGACUUUGGACGAAUAGCUGUGUGUGGAGGCAUUUCCUUGUACAAUGACACCACACCACAGACAGGCCCGUACCAACACCUGACCAUAAUCUAUAAGCAGCUCAAGAUGGAGGGGUUCCUUGUGACCAGAUUUGAACACAAACAUCCAGAAUCUCUCAAAAGACUGAUGGCAUGGAUGAAGGAGGGAAAAUUGCAAUGCCGAGAGCACAUCACGGAAGGCUUUGACAACAUGCCUGCUGCCUUCAUGGGCCUGCUACAGGGGGAGAACACUGGCAAAGCCAUCAUCAAAGUCUGACACAGAGGAGAUGGGUGGAAGAGGUGUAUUUUUGUCCAAACUCCUCAUUAUCAAACCUGCUCAAAACCUGAUGAUCUGUUUUAUAGAAUCCCUGGUCUUUCCCUAGAAAGGAGUUAAUGCCUAAGGCACAAAUAAACUCCUUGUGCUUCUGCUCA